Messenger RNA from Acanthosepion pharaonis, 789 nucleotides. The record is from the annotation of a GenBank genome assembly. Lineage: Eukaryota; Metazoa; Mollusca; Cephalopoda; Sepiida; Sepiidae.
AUGCCAUCCAACCAUCCAGCAAAUCUACAGAAGUCUUCCCUGUGUUUCCUCUCUCAUACGAACUUGUCAAGCACAUCUAUCUAUGUAUAUGUAUAUCUAUCUAUUCCUACAUAUAUCUAUCUAUUUAUAUGUAUAUCUAUCUAUCUAUCUAUCUAUCUAUCUAUCUAUCUAUCUCUUCUUUUGGCUGCUGUAAAAUUCAACGUUCUUCCAAUUGUAUAUGAAUUUGAAGCUAACACAGUAGACAGUCUAGGCCUUCUGGUUGAGAAUCUCUUGGACAAAAAUUAUGUCAGAAGUAUUGGGCUCAUCUGCCAUGAAGAAGAUCCAGGUGUAAUUAAUUUAGUCGAAGGAUGUCAGGUCAGUGCCCAGAAUUUCCACUCAGAACCAAAUGUGAAACAGUUUUUCAUUUCUUUAUCGUCCCACAUUUUACCAGUUGAACAAGGUGGAUCCUUUGAUAUUUUUACUCCACUUGCAGCCAGUGAGGAUGGCAUGAAUUUAAUUGCUGACUUGACGACUACAACUGGAAUCGUGUUUUCUUCGCCAACAUCAAUUAUUGAAAAUUAUAGAAAAGUGCUAGGGAAGUGGCUUUACUCGUCUGAACAAAAAGGAAACUGUCCUUCCUUGGAUUAUUUCUAUGAAAAUAAACUCAAUGCCUGGGCUCACACAGCAAAGCACACAACAGAAGCCAUAAAACACUGCAAAAAUGCACUUGCACCAUUCCUCAAGCUGUUCCAUAAUGACCUUGUGGCUCACAUUACUGUGUGUUGUGUAGGAACCUACCACCCCUCUUGA